AGUCGAUUGGUAGCUGACCAACGAAAACAAACGUUCGGAGGAGACGGUGUGCUCUGUCUAUCAGUAUACACCGUGCCUCAUAAGCACCCAGUAGGCGAGUGACAAACCGUGCGCUCACACUUUGCCAUCCAGCCAGAUACAGAGAAGCAAUGGGAGACGAUAACUGAGGCAACCACAAAGAGAUAUACACUGAGACCGACUAUGGCUGUGGACGCUGCGUCCAGCUUCAGGUUCUGCCGUGCAUCCCUGGAGCAAACCGUUUCUGCAGAGGAGCUAAGCUACCAACUGCCUCGCCGGCCAGGGUCUAGUCUCACCUGGCAUGAUGGGAGGGGACAGAUGAACACGUACACACGUGCCGUCAAACUACUGCAGCAACCUGGCUCAAAGGGCAUACAGCUGCAUCCAGGAGAAGCCUUCACUGUGUACCACACCAGCCCUACGCUGUCCAGUCUGUCCAAACCAGUGGUGCUGUGGACCCAACAGGACGUCUGCAAGUGGCUAAAGAAACACUGUCCACACAACUACCUAACCUAUGUAGAAACCUUCUCCCACCACGCUAUCACAGGUCGUGCAUUGCUGAGGUUGAACGGGGAGAAGUUGGAGAGGAUGGGCAUCGUCCAGGAGACACUGAGACAGGAGGUUCUACAGCAGGUCCUUCAGCUACAAGUCAGAGAAGAGGUCCGCAACCUGCAGCUGCUCAGCAGAGCCUCCUUCGGAAACCUUUCUUAGCUCGAUCCCUUUCUCCUCCGCUGAAACAAUACGUCACCAGUAGCUAUGGUAGGACCUGCUCGCUCCAGAUAUGUGACAGCAGAACUGGGCUGUAAAAGGAGAGAACUGAAGAGGGGAGAGAACGAAAGAGAGGAGAGAACUGAAGAGGGGAGAGAACGGAAGAGGGGGGAGAGAACGAAAGAGAGGAGAGAACUGAAGAGGGGAGAGAACUGAAGAGAGGAGAGAACGGAAGAGGGGAGAGAACUGAAGAGAGGAGAGAAUGGAAGAGGGGGAGAGAAGAGUCUAUUUUCUACAUGACAAACAGACUGAAGGAUGAUUCCCAUUCAACAAGGCCAAACUGGUUUAAACGAGGAGCGACGGAGUGGGAGAGAAAGAGACAGUGAACUGCUGAAUAAAGGAGCACAGACUGUGACAUAGAGAAAAGAUGUAUGAACUGACGUUGACAUUGUAGACAAAUCAAUUUGUCAAAUCAAAGUUAUAUUAUUAUAACUACAUGAGGUUCUUGGCUUCUUCUUUCAUUGUGGGUGCAGGGAUGAGAACUAUUACUGAUCAAUCAAUGUAGUACAUUACAGUGGGUGGCUCAUUCCAAGAUGGGUGGAAAGGAAAUGGGAAACCGAAUGUCAAUGUCUCUGUAUGAUACUCACAACCCUGUUCACAAUGUAUCUUUUCUUCUCAGGAUUUUCAUUUUGGAAUAUGUAUAUCGUUUUGAUAGAUCUAAUUCAUACAGUAUAACGUACAUCAUUGCCUACGUGAGCACUCUCUCCCCAAAUCAUAUUCUCUUCCUUUCUUCUAUAAAGCUGUGUCAUGACGAUGUACAGAAUGUCACCCUCCCAGAUCAUCUCUUUGUACUGUCGAUGAACCAUGUCUAUGACAAACAUAUAUAUUUGAACGUUCUAGAGUAACAUAAUCUGUAGAGCUGAAUAUAAUGUAGAUCUAUCUAUACAUUUAGUGUUUUAUCAACAGAGGGAAUUGAAAGAACAUGCUAUGAUUUGGUGUACAUGUUUUGAUAAAGCCAUCAUCAGGUACAGGGUGUAGCUGGCCAGAAUUUUCUAGCAGUAUGAGUCAAAUGCCUACAUCUCCCAUGAUGCAGUAAUAGUAUACUGUAGUCGCCACUCUAUUGUGUAAAAAUAAUAUUUAUCCUACGUAUAUUUUGUGUAUUUUCCCCUAAUAUCAGGAGUACAAAACGCUAGUCCUUGAGGGCUAUCCUGCUGGUUUUCUCUGUCAAUUCAAUUCAAUUCAAGGGCUUUAUUGGCAUGGGAAACAUGUGUUAACAUUGCCAAAGCAAGUGAGGUAGAUAAUAUAUAAAGUUAAUAUAUAAAGUGAAAUAAACAAUAAAAAUGAACAGUAAACAUUACACAUACAGAAGUUUCAAAACAAUAAAGACAUUACAAAUGUCAUAUUAUAUAUACAGUGUUUUAACAAUGUACAAAUGGUUAAAGGACACAAGAUAAAAUAAAUAAGCAUAAA
Molecule: messenger RNA, 2196 nt
Organism: Oncorhynchus kisutch (coho salmon)
Lineage: Eukaryota; Metazoa; Chordata; Actinopteri; Salmoniformes; Salmonidae
Product: sterile alpha motif domain-containing protein 10-like
Exons: 5
Coding region: 202-729 (175 amino acids)
Biological process (GO): cell surface receptor protein tyrosine kinase signaling pathway
Cellular component (GO): cytoplasmic side of plasma membrane
Molecular function (GO): protein binding
Source: RefSeq, a predicted model, not a curated record